Messenger RNA from Mastomys coucha (southern multimammate mouse), 1528 nucleotides. RefSeq names its product serpin family D member 1 (gene Serpind1). Gene Ontology annotation, molecular function: serine-type endopeptidase inhibitor activity. Gene Ontology annotation, biological process: negative regulation of endopeptidase activity; blood coagulation. The record is from RefSeq and is a predicted model, not a curated record. Bases 1 to 1437 code for a protein of 478 amino acids. NCBI's taxonomy places the organism in Eukaryota, Metazoa, Chordata, Mammalia, Rodentia, Muridae. The transcript is spliced from 4 exons.
AUGAAACAUUCAUUCCACACUCUUCUUUCUCUCAUCAUGUUUAUGUGUAUUGGGAGCAAAGGCCUUGCUGAGCAGCUAACUAAUGAAAACCUGACCACGUCCUUCCUGCCUGCUAACUUCCACAAAGAAAACACAGUCACCAAUGACUGGAUUGCAGAGGGGGAGGAGGAUGAGGAUUACCUGGACCUGGAGAAGCUGCUUGGUGAAGAUGAUGACUACAUUUAUAUCAUCGAUGCAGUUUCCCCGACAGACUCAGAAUCAAGUACUGGCAACAUCCUGCAGCUUUUCCAAGGCAAGAGCCGGAUCCAGCGUCUUAAUAUUCUCAAUGCAAAGUUUGCCUUCAACCUUUACCGAGUCCUGAAGGACCAGGCUACCCCUUCUGAUAACCUCUUCAUAGCACCUGUUGGCAUUUCUACCGCCAUGGGGAUGAUCUCCUUAGGUUUGAGGGGAGAGACUCAUGAAGAAGUACACUCAGUUCUACACUUCAGAGACUUUGUCAAUGCUAGUAGCAAGUAUGAGGUUACCACCAUUCACAAUCUAUUCCGAAAGCUGACCCAUCGCCUAUUCAGGAGGAAUUUUGGGUACACACUUCAGUCAGUUAAUGACCUUUACAUUCAGAAGCAGUUUCCCAUACGGGAGGACUUCAAAGCUGCUCUGAGAGAGUUUUACUUUGCUGAGGCCCAGGAGGCUGACUUCUCAGAUCCUGCCUUCAUAUCAAAGGCAAACAGCCACAUUCUGAAGCUCACCAAGGGUCUUAUAAAAGACGCUCUGGAGAAUAUAGAUUCUGCUACUCAGAUGAUGAUUCUGAACUGCAUCUACUUCAAAGGAACUUGGGUGAAUAAAUUCCCAGUAGAAAUGACGCACAACCACAACUUCCGGCUGAAUGAGAGAGAAGUAGUCAAAGUCUCCAUGAUGCAAACUAAAGGGAAUUUCCUUGCGGCAAAUGACCAAGAGCUAGAGUGUGACAUUCUCCAGCUGGAGUAUGUAGGAGGCAUCAGUAUGCUAAUUGUAAUUCCACGGAAACUGUCAGGAAUGAAGACUCUUGAAGCACAGCUUACACCCCAGGUAGUGGAGAGAUGGCAAAAAAGCAUGACAAACAGAACUCGAGAGGUACUCCUGCCAAAGUUUAAGCUUGAGAAGAAUUACAACCUGGUGGAGGUCCUUAAGUCCAUGGGAAUCACAAAGCUCUUCAACAAGAAUGGCAAUAUGUCAGGCAUCUCAGACCAGAGGAUUGCCAUUGAUCUGUUCAAGCACCAAAGUACCAUCACAGUCAAUGAAGAGGGUACCCAAGCUGCAGCUGUAACUACAGUGGGGUUCAUGCCGCUGUCUACCCAAGUCCGAUUCACUGUCGACCGUCCCUUCCUGUUCCUAGUGUAUGAGCACCGAACCAGCUGUCUGCUCUUCAUGGGAAAAGUGGCCAACCCUGCCAAGUCUUAAUGGCAGUGGUCUGGGCACCUGAUGUAGUUUGGGGGCACUCUGCUUUCAUUCUAACAAAGAGGACAGAGCUAGUUUGAUAUGAUAAUCUAUG